AGGAAGGAGGGGGAAAGGCACCAACCAGCAGCCGCUCCAGCCCUGUCGAAGUUUCACUUUUUGUCUGUGGGUUCGCUCCCGGGCCCCGCGCGAGCUUUCCCGGGAUAAGUAGCUUUAGCGAGCGGCACAGAGCCGGGCGCCGCAAGGAAUUGAGGACAUCCUGACAGCGAGGGUAUUGGAAGCCAGACCAGUACCUGUGUUCUUAGAGCUCCUGGGGUCCCCUCCAGCCCCCACCCCAGGUGAUCUUCAGCAAGACCUCUGGUAGGAGCAUUGAGUCCCUGAGACAGAACUGAAGAUACAGCCUAGUCACUGGUUCGUUGUUCCCCUGGACACUCAUCAGAGGCAAGAUCCUGUUCCUCCAUUGACACUAGCGCUGCAGCUGUGUGUGCACUGAUCCUGUAAGAGCCAGCCAUCUGAGAUUCUACAACAAUGUCUCACCCAUCCUGGCUGCCACCCAAAAGCACUGGUGAGCCCCUCGGCCAUGUACCUGCACGGAUGGAGACCACCCAUUCCUUUGGGACCCCCAGCAUUUCAGUAUCUACACAGCAGCCUCCCAAGAAGUUUGCACCAGUAGUUGCUCCAAAACCCAAGUACAACCCGUACAAGCAGCCUGGUGGUGAGGGAGACUUUCUUCCACCACCACCUCCACCCCUAGAUGAUCCUGGUACACUUCCAUCUGGCUCCGGAAACUUCCCUCCUCCGCCAGCCAUUGACGAAGGCACCUUUAAGAUGCAGCAGGGCAAUCCUGGAGGCAAGACCCUUGAGGAGCGACGCUCCAGCCUGGACGCUGAGAUCGACUCCCUGACAAGUAUCUUGGCUGACCUGGAGUGCAGUUCCCCCUAUAAGCCGCGGCCCCCGCAGGGCUCUACUAGUUCAACAUCAUCUCCUCCAGUCUCCACACCUGUUACAGGACACAAGAGAAUGGUCAUCCCAAACCAACCCCCUCUAACAGCAACCAAAAAGUCUACAAUGAAACCACAGCCCGGCCCCCAAGCUGGCCCCAUUCCUGUGACUCCAAUAGGAACACUCAAACCCCAGCCUCAGCCAGUUCCAGCCUCGUACACCACGGCCUGUACCCCUACUAGGCCCACCUUUAACGUGCAAGUGAAGUCAGCUCAACCCAGCCCUCAUUACAUGGCGGGCCCUUCCUCAGCGCAGAUGUAUUGCCCAGGGCCCCACGGCUGUGGCAUUCAGCCAGCUCAUGUCACUGGGCCAUGUCCACCUCCUUCAGCUCGGCCUGGUACAGACUAUGCAUAUAUUCCACCACCUGUACUUCAACCUGAGCCUGGAUAUGGGUAUGCCCCCAACCAAGGACGUUAUUAUGAAACCUAUUGUGCAGCAGGGCCUUCCUAUGGAGGCAGAAAUGACUGUAAUCCUGCCUAUGGUCAACAAGGUCACCCGAGUACCUGGAAGCGGGAGCCAGGAUACAAUCCUCCUGUAGCAGGGAACCAGAACCCACCCGGCAUGUACACAGCCACUGGUCCCAAGAAGACCUAUGUGAUGGAUCCUGUUUCAGGCCCUGGUGCUCCACCACUGCAGCCAAAGGGUGGACACACAGUGUCAAUGGGGCCUGCAUCUGUCCCGCCUUCAUUUCGUCCAGAAGAUGAGCUUGAGCACCUGACCAAAAAGAUGCUGUAUGACAUGGACAAUCCACCUUCGGAAGAAUACUUCGGUCGCUGUGCUCGCUGCGGUGAAAAUGUAGUUGGGGAAGGUACGGGAUGCACCGCCAUGGAUCAGGUCUUCCACGUGGAUUGCUUUACCUGCAUCACCUGCAACAGCAAGCUCCGCGGGCAGCCCUUCUACGCUGUGGAAAAGAAGGCUUACUGCGAGCCCUGCUACAUCAACACCCUGGAGCGAUGCAAUGUAUGCUCUAAGCCCAUCAUGGAGCGAAUCCUCCGUGCCACGGGGAAGGCCUAUCACCCUCACUGCUUCACCUGUGUGAUGUGCCACCGCAGCCUGGAUGGGAUCCCCUUCACUGUGGACGCCGGUGGGCUCAUUCAUUGCAUCGAGGACUUUCACAAGAAAUUUGCUCCCCGCUGCUCUGUGUGCAAGGAGCCUAUCAUGCCGGCCCCAGGCCAGGAGGAGACCGUCCGCAUCGUGGCUCUGGAUCGCGAUUUCCACGUCCAAUGCUACCGCUGUGAGGAUUGCGGUGGUCUUCUCUCUGAAGGCGAUAACCAGGGCUGCUACCCACUGGAUGGACACAUCCUCUGCAAGACCUGCAACUCUGCCCGCAUCAGGGUGUUGACCGCCAAGGCGAGCACGGAUCUUUAGAUUCAGUCACCUGUUUAGCUGGUUGGUGGAUGGCGCUGAGAAGAGUGAUACACAAGGGAAACAAAUAGGAAAAUAGAGGAAAUGCAAUCAAUCUGUGAGAUGGUCUCAAUUCUUCAUCUGCUGUUAACUUUUGUUGAGAAACACAUAGUUGCUAAGAUUUUUUUCACUUCUCACCAAAAUACACAUUUCACAUUUAAUCAUGCAGGCCCUUGGUGGGCCUUUGUUCCAAGUACUUCCACAUUUUUGCACGGAUUAUGUUCCAUCCCAUUCACUUCUGCAUUCCUGUAACUUUUAAUCCCUAUGUUUGUCUCACUUUUCAUCUGGUUGAAUGGCUUUUUCUAGCGUGGUAUUUGCUGUCACACAGUUUUUCCUGGGUGAGACUGCCAACUCACAGGUGGUUUUAGGUUUAAAGUCUCCAUCCUAUCACUUCCAUGCUGCCUGUGAUUAGAAAGGUUAGCCAUUCUUUUGCCAUGGGUUUAAAAAUACAUUUUUCUGUUGCUCUAUACCACUUGUGUCCCUUGGGAGGAAUAUAUAAUUUCUGUAUUAAGGAUUUAAGUUGCAAACUACCUGAGUUACAAUAAGUUAAAAUUUAAUUUGUAUCCAUCCAAAUUUAAAAUCUCUAGUAACCAGUGGUCAGGGCUCAAUGAAAACAAUUAUCAGCUCACAGUUAAUGAGUGGUGAAAGAGAGCUGAGCUCCAAUUUUUUUCUAAACAAAUUAGAUUUGGGAUACAGUAGAAAAAGUAUUUGGGGGGAGUAUGUUUGAAAAACCCUUUAUCCUGCAACAGCCCCGCAGAUUUCCCUUUUCUAUGCUACCUGGACAAAAGACAGACAAACUUGGUUUUCUCUGGAAUCUAACAUGUCCAGUACCAUCCCACUCUUCAUCUUAGGAAGCUAAGAAUUGUCAUGGUUUUUCUAAGAUCCAAACACAACUACCAAAAUUGAUUUUUUUUCUCCUAUAGAAAGAUAGCUAUAAAGAACAGUUCAAACUCCUUUAUGUUCCUCCAGGCCCAGACCAUUUUUGCCUGACAAUUGCAAAUCAGGGCAGAGAAAAUAAAAUUGUGUAGCUUUGUAUAGUUUACUUUAAAAAGAAAGGAAAUCUUAAGAAGAUUGUGAAACCACAGUUUCAUUAUUAUCCUAAUCCUUCUGCAACUCAAAUUACAUAUUGCGGGAGACAUUUUCAUAUCAUCGACGUGACAUUUAUACCACACUUUCAAAGAUAAUCACUGGAAAAAAAAAAUGUCUUUCUGAGCUAAAAAUAUGCAGAGGCUCUGCCUAGAAUCUUUAUUCAAAUUCUUAUUAGCCAGUGAAACACUUGCAUGCCAACUGCAGAACCAUAUUUAUUAAGUUCUAGCAUGUUUCAUUUAAGGAGAGACACCUAGCUUAGUAACGGCAAGUUGCCAUUUUGGAAACUAUGUAUUUUGGAUUGAGAUUUCUUAAACCUUUCCUCAGAUCUCCCACAAGUAUAUACUUUUAAAUUAUGGAGUAUUUUAAAUAUACAAAAAGGUAUAAAUAAUAAUAUAAUGAAUCUCUAUAUACCUAACACCUAGUUUAAGAAAUCAGAUAUAACAAAUAUAGUUACAUCCCCCUGUGCACCCUUGCCUUAUUCCACAAAUAUCUUUCUCAUAAUUACGAAAUGAUAGUUUUAGACUGGUUUUUUUAACUUUAACACCAGAAUAAUAAUGAACAACUAUUUGUGCAUGUUUUAAAUCACAACCCAUGCCUCAGGAGUCCAAUUAAAUUUAUUUUACUUGAAGAGAAAUAAUAAAAAUGCUUCUUUAAAUAACAAGAAGACAUUCUAAAGCCUAUGGUCACUGUGUAGCUCAUCUUAGUUAAUUUGUGGCACAUUUGCUUUUGUCAUGACACAGUUUGGUGUUGAAACCACCCUGCCUACACCUUUUAAGAGCUUCUUUGACCACUGUGCUUUUCUUACCGUGUUUCUCUUAUCCUAGGCUUAUAUUUCUCACAAUGUGAAAUAUAAUGAGACUCACGUAGGGCAGCAUGUGAGUUUUAGGAUACGGUAGCAAUUGUACCUUUGAAUUCCUGUCUUCCAAAUUCAAUGCCAGACCCUACUGAUGGCCUCAGAGCACACUGACUCUUAGACAACUGGGGUGAUAACAGAUCAAUUCAAGCAGAUUAUAUUAACUUGUAUUUUGUUAAAUACUUAAGGAAAAUUGUCUUUAGGCCAAAAGCAGAGGGUCCAAUUUAUUGAGGGAUAGAUUUCAUCUUGGGAAAUACCAUCAUAUUAUUGUAAAUUUUGCCAAAAGAAGAAUUUAUGAAAUAUUUAUACUAUUAAAAUGCAAUAACAUCCUACUUGAUACACUUAAGUCCUUAUGUAACUGAAUGUUUACAUGCCAAAAGAAAAAGUUAGAAGAAAAUGCUGUCACAGGCCCAUCAAUGUGACAUUGCCAGCACAAUAUUGCUUGCUUAUAAUCUUUAUAGUGUAUUUGUAUCACAUAACCUCAGAGUAUCUUUACCAAAGAUUUUUAAACUAAAUCUCUUUUUAAUGUAGACUUGUACUUUUAUAAUAAUGAAUGUGCACACAUUGUUAAGCACAAAUAUUUAGAUUUAGAUAUUUUUUCUUUCACUAGGUAUAAUAAGGAAAGGAUCCUACCACAUUUUAUUCUGGGAUUUCUUAAAUAUAUGAUUUAUAUUACUUUCUUAUCCUUUCUAUUAAUCAUUUGAUUUAAAUAAUGCCAAGUCACACUUAACUGUUUUAGUUACAUGAAAUGUUGCCUAUAACAGAGAUAGAAAGAUUGUCUUAGCUAAUGAUUAUACUUACAUUGUCUUUUGGUAUAUCAUCCUGAGUGUUAUCACUUAAAUACAUAGAUAAGAGGAAAAAUAUCAAAGAGACUAUAACAAAGUUUGUAAAAAUACACAUGCUUUUAAAAAUUGUCAACAGCACAAAUAUUUGGUAAUUCUGUGUAAUGUGGAAAACAUGGGAAAGAAAAACAACCCACUAUGUCAUGGGCUCUACAGGCCAUGUCAAAAUGAGAUUUCUUAAUUAUUUGGAUCCCCAGCUCAGACAGACUCAGUGUUGAGCUUCAUUGGCAAACAAAAUCACCUAUAAAACUCAAAAACAUAUGUGUCUCAGCAUAAGACAUCAAAGUUGUAAGGUGCUGGUCUCUGUUCAGCUCAAAGAUGUGGGUUAUUUUUCUUGUUAACACCUUAUUUUUUCUGUACAAGCAAUUUACUAUGUUUGGGGUAUGCUGAUUCAUGAGGUGAACUUACAACAUUAUAUCAUUUUUUAUGAAAGAUUCUGAAAAGAUGUUUAUGGUAACGUUUACAGGAUAUAAAACUCUAACUGCAUUGAAUCAAGUAUUUGGUGUUUUGGUCCAGAGGGAAAAAGAGUACUUUCUCAAUGGAGCAGUAGCAUAGAGUUGGUAAAGUAAAAACAGGACUCUGAAAAGACACAGUUUCCAACGAUCUUCCUCAUUAGUAAAAAUCCUAUUAAUGUGAACCAGCCAGGGAUAACAGUGUUAUUUCUAUUUGAUGUGGUUUGCGCUUCUCUUGUCAAAUCUGUGUCGGCUGCCCCCUGACCCUUCCAUUAUCAAGUUUUGAAGGGUGUUGGGGAAAUUAUGGCAGCUGCUAGGGAGAUCAGGGAAACACUGAUGUAACCUCACAGCCUCUCACCAUUUCUCUUGGCUUGGAAAGGCUUCUUUUUCAUAUACAUUUCUAGAAAUAUUGCUAUUCUACCUUAGUAUUUCACAUUUGUAGUUUAAACAAGCGAUUGUCCAUCUGUUGCCUAGAGCUACAGUACAUGUGUGUUAUGAAUGAAAUAUGACAGCAUGUUCCAUACCCCUGCUUUAGCCAUCUGUAGGAAACCAGCAAACUGAAAAAGAUAUAUACCUCAGCAAAAUGUGCCUCAAGCCCAUUUCCUGGGAUCAGUUUUUGUGCACUUUCAUGAGAGACAAUCAGAGAGCAAUACAUAUGUGUGCCUUAUUUUUUAAAAUUCUACUUACACUACUAUAAAUCCUCCACUGAAAGUCAAAUAAUGUAAAUAAUCUCCAAAUCAUAAUGUCAAAAAAAAAAAUGAAAUCCAGAGAGGUCCCAAAUUGUUAUGUUAAUGUAGUCUAAUCGUACUUUUCUCCUUUUGGAAGCACCUUAUGGGCCCUUAAAGUAGGAAACCCUUUCUUAUGCCAGAAGGUAAUAUAUCGGAUGUGGCUUGUGUUAAUGCUUUGAUCUUUCUCUGGUUUGGGUCAGAUAAUGAAGGCAGAGACUUUAACGUGAAUGUUUAACAUCCAUUCAGCAUAUCCAUUAUUUUGAGUUACUUGAGAUUGUAUGUUUCUUUGUCUAGUAAUGGACAGAUGAGUUGGGAUCCCUCGUUGUGAUCAAGUCAUUCAUAGAGUACAAUUAUGAGCUUUUCCAUUCAAAUUAUUUGACAGAUAACCAGACAGAAUUCCUCUCAUAAAACUACUAUUUGGUUAGCAUAGUUUUAUUUCAAGCCUUUAAAAAAAUUACCUGACUGAAGCUACUUUACUGUGACUCUGAGAAUUUCUUAUUCACUUUCACCUUUCCUCCCCAGCUCCUUCUUUCUUUCUUCCAUCCUGUCUUACCAUCUUUCUUUGUUAUCUUCAUUCCUUCUUUCCAUCCUAUUUAUCUUGUCAUGCUUGGACUUUUCAUAAGUUAAACCAAUGCAUUAUGAUCCUUCUGGAAUUAUGAUCAUUUUAAGGGGGAGUUAAUUCAGAUUACCAGAAAAUAUGUGGCAUCCAUAAAAUCUUCAUUAAAAAGGGCCUAUUUUUCAAGCUGUGUUUCUUCACAAAGUGAGAUAAUGUAUUAUACUUUUGUUUUUAAAAUUUUUCAUUAGGGAUCCAUGUCAUUGAUUCCUAGAAAAUUCAUCUAUGGCUGAUAUCAUUUCCUCAGCUAUAUAUAUUUAAAGCGAUAUAUAAGACUAGAUUAGAUUUUCUUUUUAAUCUAAGGCAUUUAGACCACAUUUUAGUGAUGGGUUAUUAUUUUAUUCUAUUGAAAUUUGAUAAUUUCCUUAUGUCAAGGAAAAAUAGCUGUAUUUUAUCAAGGAAAAUUAUCUUUCCAGAAGUUUAACACAUAUUAGAACUUGGUGCAUGAUUAUAAUAGUAAAUCCUAAGUAGCUGAAUCAGAGCAGUUUUCAGGGGAUGGAUCAGUAAGUCUUUCUUGGUGCAUAGAUUACAUAUAUAUUUUCCUUCAAUACAGAAAAGACAGACACUAAUUCUUUAUUUACUAUCCUGGCUCUUGUGCAAUAAGAUGUAGACUCCAUUUUAUAGGCAACAUGCAUGCAACUUAAUUUGUGGAGAGCUGUGUGAGAGAUGCAUUUUUAUUAAGCUGAUUGAAGUUACAAAAAAUACUGAAAUCUGUGUUCUUUAAUUCUGAUUGUUAUUUAAUUUACAGAAGUCUCUAACCACACUAACAGAUAUCUCUACUUCUAGCCUUAUUAUAAACAAACUUAAUACUCUACAAAUACUUAUACAGAGAGUUUGGGAAGCCUGCAGCUAAUUCCUUUGUAAAACUUUAAGAGAUUUACAUUGGGUUGGACGUUGGCACAGUGGGUAACAUACUUCCUAGGAUGACCGCAUCCCAUAUCUGAGCACGUAGUUUUGAUUCCUGGCUCCACUUCUGAUUUCAGCUUCCUGAUAAUACACAUGUGAGGAGGUAGCAGGUGAUGGUUCAAGUACUUGAGUCCCUGCCACCAUGUGGGAGACUCAGGUUGAGGAGUUAAGUUCUUAGCUUUGGUCUGAUCCAGACCCAGCUGUUGCAGGCAUUUGAGGAGUAAGCCAGCAGAUGGAAGACUGAUUUGUUCUCUCUCUCUCUCUCUCUAAAAUAAGUAAACAACAUAUUUAAAAAGGUGCUUGCCUUCAGCCUUUUCUGCCACACAGCUUUAAUUUUUCCAAGAUACUCAUUCAUUUAGUGACAAGAGAAAACUUUAUUCAUAUAACUCCGAUCAACAUUUAGCUAAUAUACCCAAGUUAAAGUCGUAUUACUUAGCCACACAUGCAUUCAGUCAAUUUGGCAUGUCAUUUAUAACUUCUGUUCUAAACCCAAGGGGUAGAAAGAUGUACCAGGAAUGGGACAGAUGUCACCAUUCAUCUUGUGUUCUAUAGCACAUAGAAUUAAAGUUGAUGCAGGCACCAGUGAUGUUCAUAGAUAAACAGAGUCAUGGGCCUUUUAAAGAUCUCAUUCUCCUCUUUUAUGUUUCUAGUUAUCAUCCCAAAUCUUCUUAGAUCGGGACAGUAUGUGCUACUGCUCACAGCAGUCCAUUUGUUGUCUCUAGCUAUACCAAACAAGGCAGAUUUCUAAAUGUUUGCCACGUUAGGUCUAAUAACACCAACUGUUCCACAUCUUUCCCCAAUUAUUCACAUGGUACUAAGUCCCAUAAGUGGUCCCAAAAGUAUUUUCUAAUGUUUUAGUCAAUUCAUUGAAACUUAGCAAUCACUGUAGGUCAGUCAAUGGAAUUGGAGCCAGCCAAAGGGAAUUUCUCCCAAGCACUCAGAACCAGAGGAUUGAAAGCUAGCUAUGGAUUCCUUCACAUGGAUCACGGAGUCCUCUUCCUUAACGUUCUACACUAUUUUUGGUGCUGCCAAAGUCAAAGUAAUUCUGACAACAGGAAGCAAGCUAUUGCUUAUGCCAUCCGUGAGAUUCCUGCUUUGUCAAUUCAUAAAGUCUCUUUAGCCCUUCCCUUUAUCCCUGCCUUCUCAAGAAUAAGACUUUUCCCCAUACAGAAUAUGGGAAAAGAGUUCUGUGUACAUAGUAACUGUUUGGCUUUGAGAGUCCCUUCCAUUCAUUCUGGGCUCACACGUUUGUACCUAGUGAUGUUUGUGCUUAGACCAAGGGAGCAUCUUCCCUCCGUGGAUUGAUUAGAUACUGUGUGUAGCAGUACAUGUUUUCUCUAAAGUUUUGUUCUCUCACCAUUAUUAUUCCUUCUGAAUAUCUUCAUUGUAUUAAUCAUGACCUAAUUACUGUUAGAGGUUCAGCCACGAAUAACUUCUAUUCAGGCUAACUGCAAUAGGAUCAAUCUGGCUUGAUCUGUACAUACUCUACAGGAAGCAGUAUGGCAUGGGGAUGAGUGAGUAAGCCUUCAUGGAGGAUGUGCAAUUCAGUAAAAAUCUUGAGUUGAUCCAUUAACUUGAUUUGGAAGUUGAAGAAAGAAUAUUUUGAUCACAACAGGAAAGCACAGGAAAAUAUUGCCUUGGUCAAACUGUCACAGACUCUGGAAUUUUCUGUUUACCAAGAGAAAAGCCUUCUGAAUAUUCAGGGUCAGUUGGAAGGAAAAGGCAUAGAGGAAUACUAACUGCAUUGUUACCAGCUUCUACAAAUCAGGAUGCGUUGUCAAAAUAAAACCCAACAUGUACAGUAUGAAGUAGCCCUCCAUGAACUUGACUAUAACAUUAAAAAUCUUGUUCCUGUUGGUCUACAAUCAUCCUCCCUUCUUGGAGUGAAUGUUUAUGUCCUUUGAACUCCUCAAAGAGAAAAAGCAGAGCACCUCAUGUUCAUACGGAUUCUAGGUACACGAUUAGAAAGACUCUCCCGUCAUCUAUUCCACUGGCUCUAUAAUUCCCUUAGAGAUUCAUUAUGAACAGAUUGUCCAGACUCUGUUUAAAUUUCACCUGUGUCAGGGAGCUCAUUUCCCCCUUGCACUUUGUUCCAAACACCCACUGAUACUAAACAAAACCAGCCUUUGGGCCUAUGUUCUCUUUGGUUCCACACAAAACUAAUCUGAAGGACAUAAAAAAUGUUGCUUCCUUCUUCCAUUUUCUUUCCAUAUAUAUUUUUGUUUGGGGGCAAUUCUUUACUUUUAUAUACAAGAAAAAUAACUGAUUUUAGCUGAAGAUUAUAAAAAUCUUUUAACAUCCCUAAAGAAUCUAGAGGAUUUCCUGAGUUUGGUAUAUUAUAGUUUUUUAUUGUUGGUUGUACUCUUUCUCAGAAGACAUAAUGUUUGGACAGUUGUUCUAUAGCUUCAUAUCCUCUUCCAGUCACUAACCCCUGGACAGUACAGUCCAUUUAUCUGACCUGUUGAUGAUGACCUUAAAAAUAUUGUGAAAUGUCAGUUUGUUAGCUCUAGCUCUAACAAGAUAAAAGUCAAAAGCAAAAUACAAUGGCAUUAUUGAAAUUCAUUACUUCUGGUCAGUUCUGUGCAAAGCAAUAUCACUCUCGAGGGGAAAGGGCUGUAUUGUGCUGUAGUUUAGAGAUGAGCAAAUUCUUUCUGCCACAGGUUGCUAUUCAGUUUAAGUAGUAUUCCACAGUCUUUGGGAAAACAGGAAUUGUGGCUUCUUCUACCUCAGCUUUGAAUUAGACAGCCCUGUAGGCAGAACUUGCCAUCAGUCUUCUGGGAAGGACCUGGGGGUAGCUUUCUGAGCUCUAAAAUAAUAAUUCCUAAGAGAGCUUACAAACUGCUUUCACACAUAAAACAGCCCUGGAAGGAAGGUUAUUAAUAGCCCUAUCCUAGAAGAGAAAGCUGAGGCUCAGCAUCGUUAAGUGACUUGCCAAAAGCAAUGCAGCUGGCAAGUGGCAGAUUUGGGGAUGUACUCAGAUCUUGCAAGUCCAGUGCUGUCUGCGAGAGGCCGCUCUUGGGGCUGAAAGUAACUUAGAGGACAUUACGUACUUUUCAGACUACCCCGGCCCCUGUUAGAAGUCAUCCAGGAAAAUUUGCUUAGACUGUUUGGCUCUCAAUGGCAAGUCCACAUGUGUACUGUGCUGCUUGAGGUCAUUCAAAGCCUGCACCCAACUUCUGUGUCCUCUGGUGAAGAAGCCACUAGAUAUUCUGAUCAACACUGCAAUUAAGUUGGUGAGGAAAGACCACUGAUGAGAACAAACAACUGGCACCAAGGCACAUCGCAGCACAUUUCCCCAGAGAGACUUAGUUUAUAUUUCAUUCACCGAAGCCUCCCUGGCACUGUCAGGUUCAGAAUACCGACUGAGACCACAUCACUUAGAAUUCACCAACACGCAGGGGUGACUUGAUCCUGAAGACAAGCUUUUCUUUCGUAGGCCACAAUGUUUGCCCCCACAGCACAACAACUGCUUAGGUAAACAAUGCAUAUCAUUGUUUCUCUUGGUUCACGUUUAUUGAUUGUCCACCAAGAGUAUGUUGCUGCAACAGGGAUUUCUGAUUCCAUCAACCCAUGACCUUGAAAUGCCUGUGAACCAGUGCCCUGGGACUGAUGGCAUUUCUGAGAUUUGACCUUUGUCACUUGAGAGACUGCACUUCCUAGGCUGUUGUAACUUUCUGAUUUGUGUAUUUUCAUCACAAGGAAUUUGGUGCCUCCAGAAAACCUAACUGGAAAACUUGAGCAACCCAAAGUUCUCUACACUGGAGCUCAAUAACAGGCUCCUGCCCUGAACUGUAUCCCCCAGGAAGCUGGGCCCUCUGGAUUGUACUCUGGGCUUUUUACUUCCUCUCCUUCCACCCUCCCAGUUGUUUGUUAGAAUCUGUGAACUGAAAGGAAAAACAAUCCUUUCUCCACCUUAAAUCACUUGCACUCAGUGUAAGAAACCUUAAAACUGAGAUGAUCUAGUAAGGUCCUAGGCAUUGUCCCUCUUGUGUCUUCCACCUACCAACCAGCAUCAUUUGGUCAUUUGCUUACUUCCUGGGAUUAAUGAAAGCCAAGUUACUUGUUAAUUGGGCUCUCUUGCCAUCCCCGUCUUCCCACAUGAAGAAGACAGGAGACACCAACAGGACCUGUAAAUUGGUGGCCUUGACCUAGACAGCACAUGCAGAAACUAGUGAGGGGCCUUGUCUUCCUGUGAGGCUUGAUGAAUGCAAGGCCAGUGGGGCGGGGCAUGAUUCCCAUGGAUUAGGGUGGGUGCUCCAGCUUUCCCCACUUCCAAGAGUGGAUAAGUGGGAGGAGCAUGUUGAGCACUUCCCAGAGUAUUGUGCAAGUACGCCUGAGCAGAGACUCACAUGGGUAGAAGUGUGCUAUCUUCAUGGAAGGAAUAAAAGGAAAAUUAAAUGGUUAUUAUGAAGGGGGGGGCUUUAUUUUCAAAUACCUUUAUAAAUCAGACAUAAGCCCUGAUUUAUCUUUACAUAGUCAAAAAACUAAGGGAAAAUUUUCUUUCCCUACUCUAUACAAUAUCAUUCUUCAGAUUUAGGAAAAAAUACAAUUCUGUUUAACACACACACACACACGCAUGCACACAUACACACAUACCACUUCCAAAAAAGCUGAUCCUCCAAAAAAGAAAUCUUAUUUUAAAACACUUGGGUUUUUCAGGCCAGGAAAUUAAUAAUUCCUAGACCUGACCCAUUUUUGAAGCUGCCAAAAAGCAAAGAAAAAGCUAUUUAAAUUUUGUAUGGAUCCAUUUAUCUCUUUAAAUAUGCCAAAGCAAUUUGAGGUGGGGGUAGAAAUGAAGGUAUUUAUCUCUCUUGCUUGGUUCCCUCUUAUAUUUUUAUCUGUCAAGAAAAGGAUAAAGAACUAUUCUUGGGCUGUGAUUAUUGACUCACUGUGUUGCCAUUCUGGAUGGUACCUGCUUUGCUUCACGGUGAGGCACAGUAAUAAUAGUUGCUUUCUUGACUUUUUUUCUACAUGAGGAGGAAAUAUUAAGUCUGAAUGUCUUUCCUCACCAAAUUAUUUGACUGUGUAUCUGAACUAGUUUAGAAAAUGCAAAAUUUGGGGGAAGAGUUAGUUUCUCUUUGACACAUUUCUGCUUUUUUUCUUUCCUUGGAUCUUAAAUGUAAAACCAGAACCAAAGCAAAAAACAAGCCAGUACUGUCUCGUCGUUCUCUUUCUUUUUGGCAGUGGUGUCACUCACUCUAAUUAUCAACCAGAAAGUGGAGAAUAGCUUAGCCAGGUUUCGAUGCAUCUGCCCCAUGUAUUUCAUUCCUUUUCACACAGACUGAGAGGGAAAGAGAUUUUUAACAUUUAAUUUUCAAUGAGAGAAAUGCUCUCAUAUUUUAGCUUUGAAAUAAUAAAAGAAGUUGAGAUUUAGGAAAUGUUUGCAUUGUACUAAUCAUGUAUUUAAAAAAAAAAAAGUCUGCCUAAUUUCUAAAAGAGGGUCAAGUGCAUCAACAUAUCAGGGUUACAUUGCCAAAAAAUCAGAUCCCACACUAGGCAACAGACUGAAACUUCUAGCCACCAUAAAUUCUGAACUUCAAUGGAAAAGAGAGAGAGAGGACCCUAGGAACAAAGUCUUGACAGCAGUUUCCUAUAGUGAAGUAGCAACAAAAUCAUUUUUAAAUGACUAUCUUUUCCUUUUACUGCCCCCCCCUUUUAUCUUGGGAAAGCUGAUGAGCAAAUUUUCCAAGACUUCUCUCCUUAUCCAACAAACUAAUAAUACUUCCCCUCCAAAAAUCUGAAUCGUAUCCCCAUUUUUUUAAAGAAACCAAAGAGUACAAUUAAAAGAUGAUUGUCUGAUUUUUUAGCAUGAAUGAAAUUCAUCAAGUAUUUUAGUAUUCCUUAAGCAAAAACUUAAACUUAGAUGCAAAACUCUUACAGCUAGGUGUCACAAUGCACAUUUACAUGUUCACCGUACAGCGAAUUACUUUUAGUUUUUGCUUUUGCUUUUAACCUGUACCUUUAUCACUACUGUAACAGGUUUGUGGCUUCUCUUUCUGUACUGCUAAGAAUGGGAAUAUGUGCAAUUAUGAGAGGUACAGAAAAAAAAACUAAGUAGCAAAUCUGUGCCACGAAGUAGAUGUGACAGGAAGACACAGGGCCUGUGCAUGGUAAUUUUCCCUGAGCCGCACACACAUGCUUUUAUUUCAUGGCUUUGUCACAGGCUUUUCUCCUUCUGUGCCGUCACCUUUGAGAGAAAUGAUUGCACCUUCUCCAAGUCUGCCUUUUCAACAGCUACAGUCGAGUUGGCAAGACGUCCCCAGCUCUGAAUAUAGCCAUUUGCCGACUUCGGCCUCUUUGUGAGACUGACUCAGAUCUGUGAUCUUCUGUUCAGCAUACACAUCAGCAAAGUGAGAAGAUGAACACUAAAUAUAGGCUGUAUUAACUUUACUUUUAGAUUUACUGCCUUCAAAAAGUGCCUAUUCUGAGAAACAUAAACGUUAUUCCUACAUAUGUAUGUACACACGGUACCCAGAGUCAUACUGUUAAGCGUCCAAAAACAUACCAUCAGGAGGAGGAUGUGCUGAAAUAAGGAAAGCUUGCCAAGUGGAAGAAAGUCCCUCGUUCCAGUGUCCCCUUGCAAGUGGCUACCAUGUAAUGGGCCGCUGGCACAUCCCACUGCAUUCCUUGCUGAUCCAGCCACUUUACGUUUCUCUUCUACUGGAGGGUGGCAUAUUGCUGAGGUUUCCUGUACUCUGCUGCAAGGCAAUAUAUACUUUAUAGAGUUGGAACAACUAUUCAGGAAGAAAAGAUGCUUGAGAGAAGUAAUGGAGCCAGGAUCUGUAUUACGAUAUGUAUCAUACUGUGUGUUUUACAAACUAAGCAUUGGUGGGUUUAGAGUGUCAGCACGUUUCCUCUCCUUUUAUCUCCCAGGCUAACAUCAGAGAAAACUAAAGAAAAUUCCUGGCUGUGAGAAUUGGAGGCUUAGGAGGCCAAAUGUCCCUGCCAGAUCCUUAGAGCAUUUUUACUUUGACUCCUAAAAAUAGUAGCCCAUGCUAUCUGACGGCUUUUGUUUCUAUCGGUCUGUCACUGACGGGAGCGCUGUAGACAUUACCAAAGGAGCAGCAGCACAGCCUUGAAUGGUGGACUCUUACCCAGUGGUAGUACUAGCAGAGAGUCCAGGUAAAUAGGACGAGGUAGACAGUACAUGAUUGAAGAAGGGUUGAAGGGAGGACGUGGUUCCAAAAAAGAUCCUUCUCAAUGUGUCGUCUGACUCAACCAGCUGGCAGAGUACACUUGCCAAGUCGUUCCCUUUCCUUCUCAGUCGUUGGACUCCAUAUUCACUUGAACAUGCCUCCUUUAGGGAAAACCGAGGAACUUCCAGUCGGCCUUUUCCCAAGGAAGUCCUUGAUGUCCUCUUGGUCCAUCUUGGUUUCACCAGAUGGAAGUAAAGGGGGGAAAGCUAACAAGUUGGAAUCCAUGCAUCGCAGUCAGCCACUCUCUUGUUUUCCACCUAGAAAGCACCAUUACAUUAAGUACAGGUGAAGGGAGCAGACAUCACUACGUCCUAAUUUCAGAGUAGUAACUAUCCUGCUUUAGACAUCAUUUUCAGACCAGUUGACCCUUUUGAACAAAGAGUGAUACUCUUCACUAAAAAUGUCUAUUCUUGCUGUUGAUGUUCCUUUUCUGUGUCUGCCUUUUACAAUGUCAGCACUAGUCAUUUUCUGUUUUUUAGAGAAUUAGAUUUGUGUACUGGUAAAGAGUUAAACCUCUGUGUUGUCAUAGGGCUUUGACAGAUAGUUUUCCUCCUUGUAAACAAACAAAUGGACUGGGAAAGACACAAAAUGGUCUUUCUUUAGUUUCAUGAUGAUUGUGACCAUAAGAGAUAGUUUUACAUGUCAAGACUAAAUGGUGUUUGCAGUGGAUAGAUCAAAAGAAGCAGGUGGGGGGUAGGGACAGGAAGAAGCCAAGUUGUCUGUAUUCUAGAUGCAUUUACUAAGAGCAGGCACUUUGUACCAGCUAAGCACAAUCAGAGCCCAGUGUGAUCAGCUGCUAGUGUGAAGAUCCUUCCCUGUCUCAGGGAAAGCCACACAAAAACACAUAGGGAUGUCUUUGCUCACAUGUGUGAUACUGACAGAGCCAUGAUACUCCUACAAUAUAGAGGGCUUUUGUUAUUUUAUUCUUAGCAAAUUAUAUUCAUUCACUACAUCAUGAACCAUCACUGACAUAUCCAAAAUAGUAUAUGUGGUUUCUUAUGAAAAUAAGAGAAUAAAACCUGUUAUAAGCAAGUGAUUUGGGUAUUUUCUUUUGUAUUUAUACAUUAUUCAGCUAUGUUAAAACAUGUUUCUAUUUGUAUCAAUUUUCUCUGUCAAUUAUGUUUUUCAAAUUCUCUAGAAAAAUAGAUCUGAAAAUCACAUUUCUUUUUCUGUAAAAUGACUGCAACUACUUUAUUAUGUUUAGAAAUCCAAUAAACUUCUUAUUACACAUA
This is a messenger RNA of Lepus europaeus (European hare), 16218 nucleotides long. It is a transcript of the gene LPP, whose product is annotated as LIM domain containing preferred translocation partner in lipoma. The coding region runs from base 430 to 2271 and encodes 613 amino acids. NCBI's taxonomy places the organism in Eukaryota, Metazoa, Chordata, Mammalia, Lagomorpha, Leporidae. The transcript has 13 exons. Gene Ontology annotation, biological process: cell-cell adhesion. Gene Ontology annotation, cellular component: stress fiber; focal adhesion. The record is from RefSeq and is a predicted model, not a curated record.